Monosiga brevicollis MX1 is the source of this 543-nucleotide messenger RNA. RefSeq lists its product as uncharacterized. Gene Ontology annotation, cellular component: nucleus; cytoplasm. Gene Ontology annotation, molecular function: methyltransferase cap1 activity. The record is from RefSeq and is a predicted model, not a curated record. The annotation marks the transcript as partial. NCBI's taxonomy places the organism in Eukaryota, Choanoflagellata, Craspedida, Salpingoecidae. The transcript has 5 exons. Gene Ontology annotation, biological process: 7-methylguanosine mRNA capping.
AGGGUGCGGACGGCACAUGUAUGCGAGGCGCCUGGUGGAUUCAUUGCCUGCACAAGUCACUACCUACGUGAACUACAUGGCGAGGAGCUGGAUCACGAUUGGGUGGGCAUGACGUUGAACCCCCACUACGAAGACAACAAUCCCGUCGCCAUGGUGGAUAGUGACGCGUGGAUCUGUGACACCAUUGAGCACUGGGAUUUUGGAGCAGACGACUCGGGCGAUCUGAUGCAGGCAGACAACGUGCGCAGCUUGUGGGCGCGGGUGGCAGAGAUCGGCAAGGUGGACUUGUUCACGGGCGAUGGUAGCGUUGAUUGCCAGCACGAUCCCAACGAACAAGAGAACAUCACUGCGAUGCUUCAUUACUGUGAAGCCGUUGCCGGACUAGGGUGCCUUCGUCGAGGCGGCGCCAUGGUGCUCAAGACCUUUACCUUUUUUGAAGCAUGUACCAACCAGCUCGUGUACCUACUGGGCGUUCAUUUUGAUGAGGUGUGGAUCAGCAAACCAGCAUGCUCGCGUGCCUCCAAUGCCGAGACCUAUCUUGUC